ACAUUUAACUACUUGAUGAAUCUCGAUCCCUUGACAAUGACAUGCCCAGUCUUGACUUGAUAUCAGGAUGGCGGCAUCGUCGGCACUCGCAGUGCACCUUCUUCUGACCGGUCAGAGUGAUUUUGCUUGGGACGUGGUCAAUCAAGAGCAAUGCUGGUCAUCCUAUUUAGCGGCUGCGGCUCCCGCUCGCGAUGCCGAAACCUGGGCUGCCGGCAUGCGCGCCCGCGCCGCCCGGCUUGAAACUGUGGGCCAUUUGCACUUGGCGGUGUGUCACCUGCUGGCGGUCGGAGAUGUGUGGCCCGCAGUACAAACCUACAUGCGCCACGGCCUGCACCGUGACGCCCUGGCUUUGGCUCGCUGCCGCCUGGACCCGGCGGCAGAUCCCGUUUUUGGCCGCCUGCUACAGCAGCUGCUACAGCUCCGUGUGCAGCCCGACAGCGUGCUUCGACAGCACGAGCAACAAGGUGGAAGGCAGGAAGUCGCGACGCAGCCGCCGGGACAGCCCGCGCCUCAGGACGAUGAGGCCAAGCAUAGUGAUUUAGCGACUCAGCUGGCAGAGGGCAGCGGGGUGAACGGGCAGGGCGCGCCAGGCGCUUUCGUCCCUGACGACAGCCAGGUUGCAAAGGCGGCCGACGUCGGAAGUGCGCAGCCGCCGGCACACUUGGCUGCACCCACAGAGUCUUCAUCUGCGGUUGCUGCAGCUGCUCGAGACGGCGCCUGCCCACCGGCCAAGCGCCCGGUGGCAGGCGGCGGCACUGCCGGGGGGCAGCAGCAGCAACAACCGCCGCAGGCGCGGCCGGUGCCGGCUGAGGCGCUGGCAAUGCAACUGCUUUUGGUGGGUCGGCCGCUGCAGGCGGCACAAGCGCUCCAGUCGGCGGGUGGGGCGUCAGCACUCGCGACCGCGUCACUGCUAUGUGCACGGGCAGCAGCAGCGGCCGGCGCAGCCGCUUCUGUCGGAAGCGGAGUAGCACCGGAUGCGGCGGAGGCCGAGCCCAUGAACGACGAAGUUACACGAUUGAACUACAAGGCUACGCUGGCGCGGCUUGGCCGAGAGUGUGCAGUGGCGGCACUGCCGGCGCUGCUCAAACACGCGGUAAUGGACCUAGCAGCCAAACCAGACGCCAGCAGUAUUGAUGUGCACGGUAGCAACAGCAGCGGAGCAGAAGCUGCCGGCGCCAGCGGACGCACCGCGGCGGCGCGCGCCGCCGCGGUAACGGCUGCAUGCGGUACGGUGCAGGCUGCGGCGGCGGCCUGGGGCGGUGCUGAUCUGGAGGCGGCUCACUGUUGCGCUGGGCUGACGCGGGUGGUCCGGUCGGCGUUGCUGCACCCCGCAUGGAGGGCGGGCGGCCCGGGGGCUGUAAGCGGCGCUCCUCAGGCGCACAGUGGGCCAGUGGGCAGCGCAGCCGGCGAUGUCGGGGGCACGGCGAGCGCAGCCCGCCCCGCUGUUGCAGCAGCGGAGGCAGGACGUGACACAUCACGAGAAGCAGCGACAUCGGGGUCACCCCCGGGCUCGCAGCUUGCUGCAGCUGGCCCGCAGCAGGCCAGCCUUGCCAUCACCUUGUGUAAUUCCGGUGUCGACGCCGCUGGGGCUGGAGCUGGAGCUGGGGCCGGCGCACCGCCAGCCGCAGCCGCGGCCAGCAGCGGCACUGGCGGCGCUGGUAGUGGCGACGGCGCUGGUUAUGGUGGUGGCGAUGCCGGCGGGGCGUUGGGUGGCAAGGGGUACGACGACGGCAGUGACAACGAUGACGAGAUGGCGCUGCUGGCGGCGAACCUGGUGUACCUGGGGCGAAACACACACGCCGCCGCCCUGCCGCGGAGCGACCCGGGCCGGCGCAAGGUGGUCACGAUUGCCGCGCUCAAGCGACAACAGCAACAGCAACAGCAGCAGCAGCAGCAACAGCAGCAGCAGCAACCACCUGACGUACAGGGGCAGGGCCAAGCGCAGGAGGGUGUGAGAGGGGCGGAUGGGCACAGCACAGGUGCCAGUGGCUCCGCAGCAUCCACGUCGGAUCUGGCGCCCGGUCGGGGCCCAGCAAGCGCAGCCGUGUGCGGGCCACUGCCCGCCGAUGACGUUCUUGGAGCUAGGGCUCUGGCAGGGGUAGCCGUGGCAGCGUGGAAGGCGGCGCGUGCCGCGUGCCGGGCAGCGGCAAGAGGCGGCGCUGCUGUUGGCCAUGACUGUGCGGAUGAAGUUGGCGACGCACGGGCGGCGCUGGAGUCAGUGGCGGAAUCCGUCGAGGCGGCGAUAGGGGGGCCUCACGCCAAAGAGGCGAAGCGUGGCCGUAUCGGAGCGGCAGCCGCACAGGCGCCAGCCAUGCAGGCCGCUGCCAUCGCUGCUGGAGGGGGCACUAGUACCGGAGGCGGAGUGACCACAAUAGGCAUAGCGGCUGCCGCAGGUGCACCCCCUGAAGCCGGGGAGCGGCCGACGGCAGCAACCCCUCACGAUGGCGGCAUGGAUGCCGAGGCGGAGGCCGGCGCGGACGCCGAAGCCGAGGCAGAGGCUGACGACCUGGGGCCCGGCAGCAGCUCUGCAUCAGUGGCUGGCUCUGCGUCAGCAUCAGGGAAGAAGCCGGGUCGCCGCCAGACCUCAGCCGCUCGUGCGGCUGCCAAGGCCGCCGCAGCCGCAGGCGCCAUGGCUGCGGCGGCGCUGGCAGCGUCCCUGUGUCGCCUGGCGGCAUCUGCGGCUGCAAGCGCCGCGCCGGCGGCAGGCACAGGCUGCCCUCCCGCCUCCGAGGCGUCCGGCGAGCCGUCGCCAGAGGUGUUGGCGGCUGCCACGGAGGUGCUCGCUGCAGCGCGGCGGUACGCGCUGCUGCUACCACCACCUCCCCAGCCGCUUAGCGUGUUCUUGCCUGAGCCGUCGCCGCACCAGCAAGCGGGCAAGGCGCCCACGAAGGGGCCCACGGCAGGGCAGAAAGGAGCCGACAGCAAGGCAAAAGGCGGGCGCCAGGCGGCUCGCGGCGGCGCUGCUGGCAGCGGCGGUGGUGCGGCCAGCGGUGGGGGCAGCAGACGGAACGCUGGCGCCGGCGCUGCGGGCGACGGCACGCUGGGAUGUUACGAGGCUGAGCAGGUGCAGCUUGGGCCGGAGGCGUCAGACCCCUCUCACCCCCUACACGUGCUGUACCUGUUGCAGCUGCAGGAUGAGGGCUGGCAGGCAGCUCAGCGGCCGCGUCAAGCGGGGCCGAGCGAGCGAGAAGCGCGGGUGGCGGAGCAGCUGGGUGGCGACGAUGUGACACCGGUCCACCCGGAUCCGGAUUUCAGCCCAGCCAUGCCGUCCGGAAGCGCAGCGGCCGCACCACAUGGACCCGCGCUUUCGCUGCAGCAGCUGCGGCAGCUGGCGGCGCUCUCCGCUUCGGCGGCGGCUGCCUCGGAUGCGGCGGUGGCGGCACCCGCGACGCCUGCCCCCGACACGGAUACGGACGAGGCCCCGCCCCCGCCGCCACCUCCGCCGCCGCCUCCGCCGCCAUCUUUGCCUGCGGCAGAGCCCCCCUCCGGAGCUGACGGAGCCCAAUCGCAGUCGCAGCGCCAAGAGCCAGGUGCGGCUUCGGGGGAAGCUGCGCCACCGCGCCGCUCUCGCCGCGUCUACACACGGGGGCGCCUUGUGGCGCUCAGGCUGCGGUCAUUGCCGCGUAAGGGCUGCAAUGAAGGGCUGGUGCCGCUGGCUGAAGUCGUGCAAGCCGCGGGGCUUGAAGGGCUGGCGGAUCAUGGGGGUGCUUCUGGGUUGGGGAUCGAGGGUAAGGGAUCAGGGGCGUCAGCGGGCCUGGUCGUGAGUGCGGCGCUGGCAGCGGCUCUGUUGCAGCAGCAGGCGGCAGGACUGUUGCGAGCGGCGUAGAUUCAAAUCGCGUGAUGGAUAGUCGGUUCGGACGCAGUCCUGCUGAAAAGCGGUGUAGCUGUGAAGGUUUGUUUUUGCCUGCAUGGACUACAAGUUGUGCACCUGGCUGGCCCUUAACACAUUCAUCGUAACGUUGACACAUGCAGUAAUUCAGAUGACGCCCCACUUCACCUAUCG
This is a messenger RNA of Chlamydomonas reinhardtii, 4003 nucleotides long. RefSeq lists its product as uncharacterized. NCBI's taxonomy places the organism in Eukaryota, Viridiplantae, Chlorophyta, Chlorophyceae, Chlamydomonadales, Chlamydomonadaceae. Bases 68 to 3826 code for a protein of 1252 amino acids. The record is from RefSeq and is a predicted model, not a curated record. The transcript has 4 exons.